Molecule: messenger RNA, 1857 nt
Organism: Gordionus sp. m RMFG-2023
Lineage: Eukaryota; Metazoa; Nematomorpha; Gordioida; Chordodea; Parachordodidae
Product: 5'-AMP-activated protein kinase subunit gamma-1-like
Exons: 5
Coding region: 146-1450 (434 amino acids)
Biological process (GO): regulation of catalytic activity; protein phosphorylation
Cellular component (GO): nucleus; cytoplasm; nucleotide-activated protein kinase complex
Molecular function (GO): protein kinase binding; AMP binding; protein kinase regulator activity
Source: RefSeq, a predicted model, not a curated record
UUUGCAUAGGAUUAUGAUGAAAUUAGGUAAAUCUCGAUCUAUGCUAUACCGAAAAUAUCAAUGGCCAUCGUGAGUUUUAAAAAAUUUUGCCAGCUGGUCUCCAUCCUAUAAGCUAUAGUGGGGAAAUAUAGAAAAGUUAGCUAGAAUGGAUUAUUCUACCCCAUCUACAAAACUCUCCUCAAAUCCUGUGACUUCCUCUAAAUCUUCCCCACUUCGUUCCCGCUUCUCUAGAUUCCACCAUUUGCAUUACGGCCACAAGCCCAACUCCCUUGAUUCUGACACUGGCAAAAAUUCAAAAGAAACAUUCAAGGAAAACUCUCGCAAUGAGGAUAGGCUCAACCUGGACAGCACAGAACUUUUGCUCCGAACCUCAGACCCAUUUUGGGAAGGGCAAAUGGGUGUGAGCCAAUUAAACGGCGAUCCAUCUUCCUCCCACGUCGAACCCAUUGGGAUCAUAAGACAGGAAAUGUUUGCAUUGCCCCGUGACGACAGCAUUAUCCGGAAUUUCAUGAAACUGCACUCUUGUUAUGACCUUAUUCCCACUAGUGGAAAGAUGCUGGUUUUUGAUACGGGACUAGCUGUCGGAAAGGCAUUUUUAGCGCUUGUUUACAAUGGAGUCCGGGCCGCACCAUUGUGGGAUAGCGCAGCCCAAUCCUUUGUUGGAAUGCUGACCAUCACCGACUUCAUCAAUGUACUCAGGACCCUUCAUGAUGGUAAGGAUGGCUCUGACCCUUCCACUGUCUUAAACCUAGAGGACCACAAAAUUCAAACCUGGCGAGACGAAUUUUUAAAGGAACAUAGGCGGCCUUUUUUGUGGGUGGAUCCCAGGGUCGAUCUUCUUCGAGCCGCGAGGCUUCUAGUCAAGAAUAAGGUGCAUCGGCUCCCUGUCCUUGAUCCAGUGACUGGUAACGCCCUCUACAUUUUGACCCACAAGAGGAUUUUGAGAUUUUUGUGUCUCUAUAUCGACGAUUUACUUCCCAGACCACGAUAUAUGGAUCGGACCUUGGAGGAGCUCAACAUUGGCUCCUACACAGAUAUCCAGACAGUAUUCGAGGAUACCCCGGUCCACGUAGCCCUCUCUCUAUUUUCUAACCCGCGUCGUGUUUCAGCUUUGCCGGUUCUUUCUAGGGACGGGAGCGAACGUGUUGUCGAUGUAUAUGCUAAAUUUGACGUUAUCAACUUGGCGGCUGAACGCAGUUACCGAAAAUUAGAUAUCACUGUUAAAGAAGCCCUAUCCUACCGCGCUCACGUUAUAGAGGGCGUCCAUAGCUGUCAGAGAUGGGAGAAGCUCGGACCGGUAGUUGAUAGAAUAGUAAAAGCCGGUGUUCAUAGACUUGUGGUAGUCGACGAUAAUUGGAAAUGCGUGGGCAUGUUAUCCUUAUCUGAUAUACUGUCUUUCCUUAUAAAACCCACCCGCGAUAUAAUGAAAUUAACUUCAAAUGAGACUUGAAAUUUUGUCGUACAAUUAAUCGACGAACUGGCAAAGAUUUGAAUUUAUCAUAGAUCGAAUUUUGUUUGUAAAAAAUUUUUUGGCUAAGUUACACGCUUUGAACUAUAAAAUCACUUAAAUUAUAUAAUAUAUUAUUAAGAACGUAAUUUAAAAAUGAAAGGCACUUAACUUUAAUCAUAUAAAUAGACAUUAUUAUUGUUAAGAGAAUGAGAUUUAGUUUUUAUCCCAUGAGUUUACCUUACUUAUUAUUAAAAAUGGCCCAAAUAAAUUUUUUAAACAAAUUAAACCAAAAAAUAUUAAUCAUAUAAAAUCUUAUAAAUAUUAAAUUUAUAUUGCUAUAAACAUUCUUAUAUUAUUAAAACAUAUGUCGUAAUAUUUUUUUUAUAUAAUAAUUUAUCAGAUGUUAU